Molecule: messenger RNA, 3354 nt
Organism: Penicillium nucicola
Lineage: Eukaryota; Fungi; Ascomycota; Eurotiomycetes; Eurotiales; Aspergillaceae
Product: DUF1765 domain-containing protein
Exons: 2
Coding region: 1-3354 (1117 amino acids)
Source: RefSeq, a predicted model, not a curated record
AUGUCUUCGCCUUCUCCCGAGACACCGAAACCGAUAGAGACCCCCAGCUUCACCGAUGGUAACCCCGAGCUCUCUCGUGCCGCCAGCUACACCGAUCUUCAUAGCCCAACAACGACAGAACCCAGUCUAAGACGCACCUUUUCCGACUAUGCCGUGCCAGCGUUGUCUAAAUCGCCCACCAAGGAGAGUGUGGCUGCGGGGAAGGACAUCCUGCGUCGGACCUCUCAGCGCUCCAAGGAUAAGCCAGCCACCGUCUCACGUUUCACAUUGUCGUCAUCAGAGGAUUUGAAGGAUUCAGAAUCGCACGUCCCGGAAACAAAAGCCCCCGAGCCUGCCGUACGGCCCUCGAAGAGCCGUUCAAUGUCUGGGAGAAUAGUCAGUCUGGCCAGGAAACCAUGGGGCUCUUCCUCUCGCUCUCCUUCCCCGUCGGCGAAACGAUCCAAGCAACAAGACCAAUCCCCGACUCGAGCCGGUCGAAAAGCAGACGAUGAUCAGCCACAGCCUUCUCGCAGAAGAACCAUACUCUACAAACGUCCGCGUCGUCCUAUGGUGGCAGUGGUGGCCAAGGGCCCCGAAGACGGUACCGAUUCUCCGAACAGUCCCUCGGGGAAUUCUUUACGGCACAGGACCUCGUUCGAAAAAUUUACAGCUUCACUCUCGGUUUCAACACCAGUCUUACCACCGAUGCCGAAGGGGGCUGCAGAAACGGCUGCGUCGUAUGCAAUUCCUGGCGGGGAUUCGUCCCGGAAAAAGGACGAGCUAUGGGGAAUCUUUCGUGGAUUGGAGGCGGACUACCAGAAAUUCCAAGCCAAAUCUAGCUCUCUAAAAGCGAACGUGAUCCGGACUUGUCUCCUCCCUUUUCUUGGUCGUCAUCAUCUCCACGCGUCCUGCAAGGAUCUCCGACCAGAGGACUUGGACCGACGAGUCAACAUUCUUAACAAGUGGUGGAUUGGAAUGCUAGAGAUGCUCAAUGGCAAGCAUAAUCAAUCCAUCUCAGGGACAGACAGACCAGUGUUUCUGGAGGCUGUGGUGGGCAUCAUGACCCGACCGGAAUGGCGCAUCCCAUUUCCCAUGGCACAGCAAAACAGUGGACCUACAGAUUCGUUGAAAUAUGCGUCAACUUCCAUGUCAGAAACUUCCGAUGGCUCGGCCUCAUCAGGAUCGGAUUUCCUGGUCGAAUCGAUCCAUCACAAUAUUCGCAACAUCUUUAUCCAGAAUUUGCUGUCCCAGAUGGCAUUUGUGGUUGAACGAAUGUCUAUGAGACAUGCUCCAGCAAGCUUGGUGGCAUUCUGCGGAAAGGCUUGCGCGUACGCCUUUUUCUUCUGUCCCGGAGUCCCCGAAAUUCUGGUUCGAUUGUGGUGUACUCCUCCUGGCAUGUUUCGACGGAUUCUGGUAGAAUCGGCCGGGUCUCGUACAGGCAACACGCGUGCAUACACUCAAGAACUCGCUCUAUGCUUCCCACCUGCACUUCGUCCUCUUGCUUUCCAUUCACAAGCACCCCUAUUGCGGUAUCUGCGACAGAAGCCAGAAACACCUCUUAACACCGCAGGUAUUGUCUGGAAUCGCCCGUGGGUAUCUCGCUGGGCCGGGCGUGACACAGAUUUGUUUUUUGUAUUUGUCAAGUACAUUCACAUUCUGUAUUCGGAGUAUUUACCCCCAGAAACCGAAAAGGGCAAGCGGAUUCUGGCACCUGGUUUGUUGCUGGUUCAUGCACAGCUUCUUCUGGUCCUCGAGGAAACAAUCUACAAGCAGUCGACACAGCAAGCAUCCGAUCCGCACUCCGCUGCAGCGAUUACAUUUGAUGAUUUGAUUGAAUCGCCUGACGCCUCGGCCUCCUCUCAUCAUCUUCGCAGUGGCAGCAACAGUCAUCGGUCCAUGGCAGAGAAUCGGUUGAUUAUUCUACUGCGAGACUUUCUAUCAGAACAAUCCGCGGAACCGAAUCGUUCCAGAUUGCUCUUUGCCGAAUCUUUUUGUGGUAUCAUUAAGGCUGCUGCGCAGAAGACGUCUCUGUUUGACCACAAUGCGUGUUUCUUGUUGUGUGAUUUCCUCGAGGAGAUCAUUCCAAUCAUCACUCGCUACGCUCAGUCAAUCGAAACGGAGUUGUUUGAUUGGAGCUUCUGGCUUGAAGUUUGUCGACAAAUGAUGCAGAGCCACAAUUCGCUCACCGAGGUGCGCGUCUUCUCCUUCCUCUAUACCGUUUGGGGUACAUGGACUGCGACGGACGAAAGAAAAGCUUCUCUCUGUCUGGACUUCCUGUUAUUCGAGCCGAUUUUCUAUCACUACUUCAACCACUGGAGUCCUAUGGUGCGAGCAUAUUUCCACCGUCUUUUGUGCUGGCGGGUUGGACGCUUCAAUCCCGAUCCAUCGUCACUCGAUUCGAUGAUAUACGAGACCCUUUCAGAUCGUCUCCUGCGGGUCUGGGAGUAUUACAUUGGGUUUCAAUCCAAGGCAGAAGAAGGCAUGACGGCUCCUCUUUCUUCUGCUCCCUGCACACCGGCCCCAGGACGAAGAAUUAUCAUCAUACGAUGUGACAACCAGCUCUCUCCGGUCAAUCUGUUUGUCAGCUUCGACCGAGUUGUUCCACAAGCUCGUUCUGAUCCGACCAUGUCACAACGGCGGAAUGGACCAUCAGAAUUGCCGAAUGGAGAUAGCCAGCCCGCCAAAAAGCGAUGGGGCCUUCUCAAGGCCAUGUUUGGCAGUUCUUCCAACGCCCGUUCUGGUGACGGUGACAUCAGCACCAGAAGCUCUGAAGACUCUGAUACCAAUGAUACAGAUCUGACUAUACUUUCCGAUAGCAAGUGUAUGGAUGACCAUGAGCAGACUCCAACUAGCAGCGUCGAGGAGAUUGUCCGCCCGAAAACUCCUCCACAUCAGCCAUUCUUCUUCAAGUUCUCUCUGGAAUGGAUGGAUCGGCCCCAGUGGCCUACCAAGAACAAAAGGCUCUUCACUCCUUGUCUUCCCGUGGCCUCUCAAUUGCACGUCGAGCAACGGCGGUCUCCUUCAAAGUCAGAGUAUGACACCGCAUCCGAGAACCCAUCACCGUCGGAUAUUGAAAGCGAAACAACCGCAUCAGAGGGCCCGGAGGACCCCAUGAGUCCCGAUGAUACACCCACACAACCUACCUCAAACACAUGGCCAAGAACACCUGCCAUCAAACAGUCUCCUUUACCCGAACUCCCUCAACCUACUCACGACCACCUUGUGCCUAGCAAAUAUGCAGGCCGUGCCCUUGCAGAAUGGGCCCACAUUGUUUCAGAAUGUGACAGUUUCUUCGCCCGCCGACGUGAUGAAGGCGUCCCCACUGAUCGCGUGGUGGAAACCCCAACACUAGGCGUCGAAAGCUUCCGCAAAUAA